Molecule: messenger RNA, 3934 nt
Organism: Trichobilharzia regenti
Lineage: Eukaryota; Metazoa; Platyhelminthes; Trematoda; Strigeidida; Schistosomatidae
Source: the annotation of a GenBank genome assembly
AAAACAUUUUUCAUCAGCAUUCUUGUUUCAUAUUAUCUAUUUCGUUUCUGAUGUGCUUUUGUUUUAAUCAAUCAUUAAGUAACUAUUAUGUUGCAUAUUAUUCAAAAAUGACGCUUUGAUCUGAGUUUCCUGUCACAUGUGGAUUCCUCAUCAUCAUAUUAUAUUUGCUUAGCUUGUGUCUGCCUGAUAUAUUUGUGCUAAAUUUAUAGUAAGAACAACUGUAUCAUGACUAAUGUAAUCUUAUUAAUAACGAGGCAAUGAACUGAGUAAACAUACCUACUGAUCGAUUGUGUCAAUAAAUCUCUCUGCUUAUUGGUCAUGCUUACACUCAGUCAUAUGCAUCUAAAGACACACGGUAAUGUUAACGCAAACGUGUUUUACAAGUUCAAUCGGUGAAGAGUAAUUAAAGUGUUAUUUGGGAACUACUCACAGAUGAAGACUAACAAAUCUUCAUCAGCAUAGAGACGGACAAAUUUUCGGAAACGAUCUGCUUAACUAACAAAUCGCUUUCCUUCACUUGAUCAGUAAUUACAAAAAUCCAAAUCAAACAGUUGAUUGAGAUAAUAAUGGAUAAUUCAAAUGGAACAGUUGAACAUUUGACAAAUCAUUCAGAUGAUACUGAACUGCCUAAUGCACGCGUGCCUGACAUGAAACGCAUCAAGAAUGCACGCAAAGAACGUGCUAUUCAGUUGAAAGAAUGGCAAGUCUAUGAUAAGAAAAUGCAGAAAGAAUCGGAGAAGUUACAAAAGAAAGGAUUAUCUCCGUUGAAUGAUAGAGGGCAUUAUAAUUCUAGUCGUGCUGUGAAAUUCCCACAGACUUUAAUAUUUUUAGAAGCUGCAGCUAGAGGAGAUUUAGAUGAGGUUCACGAAUUACUAAGCAGUGGAAUGUGUCCAGAUGUAGCCAACGAAGAUGGAUUGACAGCCUUACACCAGUGCUGUAUAGACAAUAAUUUGGAAAUGUGUAGACUCCUUCUCCGAUACGGUGCUAAUCCUAAUUCUCGUGACACGGAACGAUGGACUCCAUUGCACGCGGCAGCUACAUGCCAUCAUACAGAAAUGUGUAAACUUUUAAUUGACCACGGUGCAGAUCUUCUCGCUAUGAAUGUGGAUGGUUAUAUGCCUUAUGAGUGUUGUAUGCCUGGUCAAACCCUGAAUCUAAUUGAAAUGGAAAUGGAUAAAAGAGGUAUUACACAAGAGGAAAUAGAUGACUGGCACAGAGUCCCAGAAUGUGAAAUGCUUGCAGAUAUGGAAGCAUUAUAUAAAGCUGGUGCUGAUCUUGAUAUGUUAGAUCCACAAGGUGCAUCAAUGCUACAUAUUGCGGCUGCAAAUGGAUAUGAAGAAGUUACAUUAUUUCUUUUGAAACGAGGUGCGAAAAUUGAUUUAAUGGAUAGAGAUGGGUGGCAAGCAAUACACAUUGCAGCUUGUUGGUGUCAGCUAGAGGUAGUUGAACUGCUUGUAAAUUUUGGUGCAGAUAUCAUGGCUGAAACAAAAAGUGGCGAAACAGUAUUUGAUAUAUGCGAAGACCCAGAAAUGAAAUCCAGACUUCUUGAUAUAAAACAAGAGAUGGAGAGAAAAAAAUGCCAACAACAAGACUUACUUAAUCGACCUGGAAAACCUCGUGAACUGGCUCGCAGACGUAGUAGUACAAAUCCCAGAAGUGCUUCUAUACGGCGAACAAGUAUGAGAGAAAAGAAAAUGAUUUCCUGGAAAGAAGCUAAACAAGAAGCUGAAAUGCGUGGUGUGGCCACAGCAACCAACGAUAAGGAUGCUCCGAAACCAUUCAGUCCAAUACCUAACGGUUCUAUGGAUCAUGUUUUUGAGAAACCAUCACCCUCUUCAGAAUCUCAUGGGGCAACAAGUUCAAAAAACGCAUAUGGUUCUAUACGUUCUUCACAUCCCAGUCAUUCGUCAAAACCUCCAAAUUCGCCUGUUUCAUCUCCUGUCUUAACACAACAUGGUACAGCUCGACCAGGCAAACUGCAACAAAGUGAGACAAUCAUCACUAUCAAUGGUUCACCUCAGUCACCUAAUCUUCGCACGUCAUCUAGGAUAAAAGAAAGAGAGAUCAAUCAACCGAAACGAAACAAUCCAUCGUCUUCCCCGUAUACUGAGUCUAGUCCAAUAGCUGUCCACAAUCCGUCGCCUGCCACUCACCACCGAACAGUUCAUGAUAAAGAGAGAAUUAUACGGAUCCCGUCAAACACUAUACAGAACACAGACAACUCGGGAACAUUGACACGAAAGUCUCAACAGGUCGAGUACGGUAGUAAAUCUCCACCAUCUGGCACACCUAAUAUGUCUCCACACCAUACUUUAAGUCCUCAACCUCGCCACUCGAAAAGUCGAACGGCAUUCGGUAUUGAUCCUGCAGUUCCAGAUCAGCCUACUCCUCAACUUAAGUCUCGAAUGAACAGUUAUGAAAACGCCCAAACAUCUUCUCCUCCUCGUCGAGAUGGUAACCAGGGUACUGAUUCAAAUAAUCAACCAUCUCGUGGGGAGAGAAGAUCGUCUACACGGAAGAGAAAAUCUUUGUCCUCUGAACAAAAACCAUCAAGAAAUGAAAAUAGAGAAACUGAUGUUUCUAUACAUAAUGCAUAUUAUGCAUUACCACCAUCGAAUAACCAGUUUCAGAAUAAUCAUCCACGUGGCGAAGAUCUCAAUGAUAACCAAAAUGUUAUACUCCGCUCGCCUAAUAUUAAUCGUAAUGAUUUCCGAUUGUCGAGUCGAGCAAGAGUUAGUUCGGGUCAACAAAAUACAUCAGGACAGGUUGUACAUGCCACAGCAACUAUACCGAGAAGAGAAUUGAUCAAUUAUGGUGAUGAUUUAGGUUCUAGGCCAAGUGGGAAAUGCUGUUUAAUAAUGUGAUUCAACUUAAUGUUCCAACGACUACAGUCUUCAUUCAACAUCUGUUCUUGUUGAAUUAAAUAUAUAAAUAUUCAACAACCUUCAUUGCCUCUUAAGUAACCCCACGUUUAAACGGCCAAACUCUGUACAUAUCAGUUCACAUUCCCGUCCUCUGCUCCCCUUCCAUCUCUUUUCCUUUCUAUUUUCCUUAUAACUUUUCAGUAGUCUAUGAAGAUAAAAUCCAAAGGCAAAAACAAAAAACAGAUUCCCUGAUCAUUUUGAAGUUUGUUAUUCUUAAGGCUCAAUUACCAUUAAGUGGUGAAACAGUAUUUUUGAUCAAGUGAUUAUUUAGUUAAAUUCUGUUCAUAUACUUAUUUACAUAUUCGUUUAUUUUCCAUAAUCUAAUGAAAAUAUUCAGCUUUAUUAAAUUUAACCAACUGUUUUGCGUGUUUGCAUGUAUGUGUAUGUGUAUGGUGUUCAAUAACCAUCGUGCUUUCCUAUGCAUCACUUGUCCGGUUAUCCAGUGAUUGGUUGACCACAAUGAAUAAAUACAGUUAAACUAAUCUCCCAUUAGCUAAUACAGUUUGUUCGUUGUUGUUCUUGCUUUUUGCCCCUAAAGACUUCCUACACUCCUGAAUAAAAAAUACUCUUCCUUUUUCUACUAAUAAAUAAAUAACAAAUUGUUCUGACAACUCUCCGUAAUCUAUUUACCGGGUCUGCAUACGAACUCAUGAAGUGUUUAAUCAUGAACUCUGAUAGAUAUCCGGCUACAAUGGGACCUGCAGAAUAGGUAUUCUACUCUGCUGAAUAGUCGUUACUUAUCUGUUUGAUACUGCAGGUAUACGUACCACAUUUUAUGUAAGUGAUCAAUGAGGACAUUUCUCAGUCAUCGACUAAAAACGUAUUGUCUUUUUUAUACCCAGAUGUAAAUCACUCACUGAAUUGACUUGAAAUUAUCUAUAUCAGUGCAAAUCAAUGAUUGCCACUGACUAAUUUAUCAAUGAUAUCACUUCAUUUAGUGAGUAAAGAUAUAAUGUGACAAAUUCGAAAGAUAUGAAGGCCCAGUUUCGAAAAUAAAUGUUUCUCUGUUC